AUGAAGGCCACCGCCGUCCUCGUGAAUCUCUUCGCCCUUGUCGUUAUCGGCAUUGACAGCGUCUCCGCUGGUUGCCAUGGCUCCGGCGACACCUGGCAGGAUGCUGGAGCCGCCCGCUCGCACGUCAAGAGAGUCUACAAGGGCUACUACGGCAACGCUAGGAGAUUCCAGGGCACUUUUACGCCUAGAGAGUCUCGCCACGUCUACGUUCAGCAUUCAGGCACGCAGAAGUUUGACUUCAUCAUUAGGAACGAGAACAACGGCAUAGCACUCGACCUAGGUGACGCUGAUUAUGUCCUUCGUCUGCAGAACGAAAUCAACGCCUGCCCUAGGGGUGAUCAGUCGUCCGCUCUCACAGUUCGAGGGCGAGUCACACGCAACUCCAUCAGGGCAUACCUUACAACUGGUAUUUCAUCCGUCGCUCCAUCUUGA
This is a messenger RNA of Fusarium vanettenii 77-13-4, 432 nucleotides long. RefSeq lists its product as uncharacterized. The record is from RefSeq and is a predicted model, not a curated record. The coding region runs from base 1 to 432 and encodes 143 amino acids. NCBI's taxonomy places the organism in Eukaryota, Fungi, Ascomycota, Sordariomycetes, Hypocreales, Nectriaceae. The transcript has a single exon.